CAGUUUCCCGAGCGGUUCUUUAAUUUGUCUCUCGGUCGUGUCUCAGUAAACAUUCGUGUUGUAUGGUACCGUUCCACUUUACCGUUGUGCUGCCCGCGUCGUCCGAGGACCUAGGGCCGAGUAGCGAUUUGGAAUUUCUCGACGCGGCAUUGAGUUUUAUCGGCCUUUCGGAAUCUCCGCGUCGGCAUUCGGCUGAAAUCCUCAUGCGUCCCUUACGCCAACGACGCUGAGGGCCCGCAUGCUCUAGGUCUUGCGCAGGUUCCAAGGCAAGCGGAUAAUCGUUUCACCGGUCGCUUCACAAUUUCCGCUAGUCUUCGUGUCGCAGGUGAGACAGCCGACAGCGGCGCGCUGAAGUUUUCUCUUCGACCACAUGAGUUCUCGUAACGGCGGGAGUCCUGCACGCUCUCGCUCCUCCAGGCGUUGUAGUGCCUCAAGACGAGCAGGUAGGCACCGCUCUGACUCCGGUGCUGGAGAGUGCCGUCCUGGGACCGACGGUCGCAGUCUGUCCACUUCCUCGGACUUCCUAAAUUCUAGUUCGUCGCCUGGAUCUUAUUCAGAUCGUGUGCAACAAGGGAUCGGAGAUCCGGAAGUAUUUCCCGUUCCGUUUGAGGCGAACGGUCCGAAGUUUUCGUCGGACCGUCGCUCCAGCACCAGUCCUAGUCUCAACCGAAAGGCCACUUUCACCAGAGUGCUUGCUGCGCUGGACAGCGCAGACGCAUUAAGGCCCAUCCCUCCUGCUCCCUCGACGUACACAUACGCGCGGGAUCCGGCAAGUGACACGUUUCGUGUCGGAACGAGUCUGUCAUCCCUAGUUGCUCUCGCACCGCCUCCUGUUCCUCCUCCAUUCAUCACACCAAAUAUGCCGACGCAGUCAAACAGGGCACUGCCUCCGCCUUCGGGCCCGACACCUGACGCGGCAGGCUCCCCUCCAAGGUCUGGUUCACCUACACCUCGAGCUCGUGGUGAACAACACCGUUACCAUUACGAUUCGGGGCAUGUGAGCUCCUCUCAUGUUUCGAAUGAAUCACAUUCGUUUCAAAGAAUCCGGAGUAACCCCGUUCUUCCAGAAAAGACUCAAGGCGACGCUCCUACGUAUCCGAACCAGGGCGAGAAGGCAGGGGGAGGACGCAUGCGGGCAGCCAUCUUGAUUCUUAUUGGAGUUUGUAUCGGUCUCGCGAUUUGGCCCAUGUUCGUCUCAUUCCUCACGUUUCGUCUUCUCCACUCGCUCCACGAUGGAGCUGAUGGCGUCGACAUUGAUUCUACGGAUUACGAAGGAGUGGACGAUGACGGUAUCCGACCGGACGGUAGCUACGGCAAUCAUAUGAUGCAUAAUACGACAGAUUCAUCGUCGGGUUCAAACGUCACAAAUUCGGAAACCGCCCUCGUCCCUCCCCAGCCUACCUUUCCGCCUCUCACCUUCAACGAUUUGGCCGGAUUGACAGAGGCGAAGACGGAACUCCAGGAGGUAGUGCAGUUCCUGAGGGACCCCUCGAAGUUUGAGCGUCUGGGGGCACGCUUGCCGAAAGGCGUUUUGCUUGUGGGACCUCCUGGCACUGGCAAAACGGCACUCGCGAGAGCUGUGGCAACUGAGGCCGGCGUUCCUUACUUUUACGCCUCCGGGUCAGAGUUUGUGGAGAUCUACGUCGGUCAAGGUGCGCGGCGAGUUCGGGGCCUCUUUUCGUACGCUCGAAACCACUCACCUUGCAUUAUUUUCCUUGACGAGUUGGACGCCGUGGGCGGGAGACGCCAGGCAUCUGCGGGACCAGGCGCAGGGAACCGAGAGCACGAUCAGACCUUGAAUCAACUGCUGGUUGAAAUGGACGGAUUCAACCAGGCGAGCCGAAUCGUCGUUCUCGCUGCCACCAACCGUGUCGAUACACUCGACCCUGCGCUACUUAGGCCAGGGCGAUUUGAUCGGAUUGUGCACGUAUCAUUGCCUGAUGUAGCGGCACGAGAGUUGAUUCUCCAGAAAUAUCUCCAGAGAGUUCCUGUCGAGCUUCCCACGGAGUCGCAUGAAGGUACAGUCUCUGGGUUUUCAACUCUGGUGAAUGCCGGCGAUGAGCGGGCAAAUGCCGCACAAGGAAAGAGCCCUGCUCCUUUAGCUUCACCGCACUCGAGAUCGUCAUCAGACAAACGAGAGGAGAAAGACAGAAGCAGUGGCCGAUUCCCAAGGUCCGAGGAAGGGAAGAAAGAGGAGGUUGAGCCAGAGACGUACAGACAGCGCCCUGGUCCUCAGUCGGGCAGAGAGAAAGCCGCUUUCUCAGACAACACUGCCAUUGGGGAUAAAGAAGGAAGCGAAGACUCGGAAGCGGAGCACGAGAAAAAGCCAGGCCUUACUCAGGUUCAUAAAGAUCUUGCGAAGCAGAUCGCUAAAAUUACGCCGGGAUUCUCAGGCGCUGAACUAGAGAACUUAGUUAACGAAGCGGCUCUCCUCGCCGCUAGAGCAGACAAGGAAAUAGUGACGUUGCAAGAACUGCAAGAGGCGCGGGACAAAGUGACAAUGGGUCCAGCUCGAAAGACGCGCGUUAUGUCGGCUUACCAGCGGCAGCUGACUGCGUACCACGAAGCUGGGCAUGCAAUCAUUGCUUUUUAUCUCCAGCCGUACGCCGACCCGAUUCACAAGGCGACAAUCGUCUCGAGAGGCUCUGCUUUGGGGUUCGUGGAACAGGUCCCCUUGGAAGAUCGUUAUGGUCAUGGCGUAGCUCAGCUGGAGGCCCGGCUGUGUGUGUGCAUGGGCGGCCGAGUUGCAGAACGUCUAAUCUUUGGUCGGGACGCUUUGAGCAAUGGAGCGAGCAGCGACAUUGAAACGGCCACCCGGAUGGCCUAUGUGAUGGUCACAGAGUGGGGCAUGAGUGAGAAACUCGGGCCUUUGAGCUACAAAGUCCAUGGCAGAAGUCGGCGAGCCUUCAUCAGCAGCGAAACUGCAAAUCUCGUCGAAGAGGAAGUGAAGCAGCUGGUGAUAACUGCUGAGCGUAAAGCGGAGAAGUUGCUUCGCAGGCACCGCAAGCAGCUUCGAGAGGUGGCGCUUCAACUUCUCGAGAAAGAGACGCUUUCAGGGGAGGAAAUUUCGGAGAUUCUCGAUCCAUCCGGAUCAUACCGAACCAAAGUGGAGAGACUGCGCACACGCAUGCAGCAAGGCGAACAGCCGAGCUUCCUGCAACGCCUUGUUGUGCAGUUGAAGCGUGGGUUUCAGUGGCUAUUCCUGCCUCGCGACCAAACCGAGUUUGCGGCAGUUGAGGCAGACAAGCAAUUAAAGACGCAAGAAGAAACCGAGAAAAAAAACGGGUCCACCAAUGAGGCUCCGAAGAAAACUGGCGAUGGGGACGAUGAUGAGUCUGGCAACAGCCGAAGAGAGAUGCAAGAGGCAGCAGCCACUCGUGAGGCGGAACCGUAUAGGAAUGAUCAAGACAGGCGCGAUAGACAUGGCGAUGAAGACCACCUUUUUGCAGACGUGAAUGAGAUCUCAGCGAAACAGCCGCAGAUAUCCGGAGCGACGAGAACCGGACAUGAGGACGGACAUUCUGAAUCCACCACUCACCUGAGGUGCUCAAGAGGCAAUGUCGCUGAGGGACAACACUGCAGCGAUUUGUCUGUAGAAGCACAGGUACCAGAACCGUUCUUUCCUGUGCGAAAGCACUCGCACCAAGUUGGUGAGGAGACUGGACGUGAACACUUCUCCAGGUAUGCAGAGGUGAAAAGUUUGCCGUCGAAUCCCAUGGUGCCCCGCGGUAAACUAGACAGCGAAGCAGCGAGUGAUGGUGAAGCGAAGAUACGCUUGCGCGAUGGAGAAGCGGGUUUGCCACAUGGAGACUUGGUUCAAGACUGGACACACAGAACUCCACGGUCAGUGCAGCGUCAUGAGGCGUUCACACUUGAGGAUGACUUUAGGAAAAAGGGAAACAGCUCGGAAAGAGAAGACGUUUUUAGUCGUGGGAUAGGCAGAAGAGGUGCAGAGGUCCAGUCUGCUUCCCUGGUUUCGCAGCAGCAGUGCUGUGAGUCUGGGACAAAGAACUGCGCAAAUUCACAGGCGCGCGUGCACUCACGACGGACGAAACGGGUGCAGCAACAGUGGCAGCUAACACCCUGGGGUUUGGGGCUAUCCACUAUUACGCGAGACGAAUAGUUACCUGAUAAAGGGCAGUUCAAACGAAAGCAAAUACAAGACGUACCUCGAGGGAAGACGAAGCAGAAAACUUAACCAAGGAACUCGACUAGACCGAAAUCUCGCUCAUCUCCCAACGCUAGAUGCAAGCUAUUUUGGAGAGAGCCACGAAGUUCGUGCGCAAAGCAAAUUGGGAUGCGAGGUUAUCAUGUCCAUGGGAAGCCUCCUAUGUAGUGGGACCUACCUCAUGCAGAACGAAUCUGAUGAACGGGCAGCUAAAACAGAAAAUAUUUGUCACGAAGCUUGAUACAGGAGAAGAGGUUUAUGCAGUGUUUGUUCUUGCGCGUGGCAACUGUCGAUGCAAUAACGUUCCUCUGGAAGAACGUGUUUCGUUCGGGUCUUCUGACCUUUAAACUUUUAACUGUUUCGCCGAAGUAUCGUGACCCUCUGUUAAGCAUUCAAGUUC
This is a messenger RNA of Toxoplasma gondii ME49, 4568 nucleotides long. Its product is annotated as membrane protein FtsH1. Gene Ontology annotation, molecular function: ATP-dependent peptidase activity; ATP binding; metalloendopeptidase activity. The transcript has 8 exons. Gene Ontology annotation, cellular component: chloroplast thylakoid. Gene Ontology annotation, biological process: proteolysis. The record is from RefSeq and is a predicted model, not a curated record. The coding region runs from base 371 to 4123 and encodes 1250 amino acids. NCBI's taxonomy places the organism in Eukaryota, Apicomplexa, Conoidasida, Eucoccidiorida, Sarcocystidae.